Messenger RNA from Clonostachys rhizophaga, 1545 nucleotides. The record is from the annotation of a GenBank genome assembly. Lineage: Eukaryota; Fungi; Ascomycota; Sordariomycetes; Hypocreales; Bionectriaceae.
AUGGGCAACUCCAUUUCAUAUACAGCAUUUGACUGUCAUGUAGACCUCCUCAAAAAUGCAGGGACCCUCAAAGGUCUGCAGUUUGAUUCCAAAUCUCGCAGAUUCGCCGGAGUUCCUUAUGCACAACCUCCCGUCAACGAUUUGAGAUGGCGGAAACCAGCACCUCUGCCCCAGGGCCAAGUUUACUCCGAGCCAGACGGUUCUCCGUAUGAUGCCACUUCAUUCGGUCCUGUCUGUCCACAAGCCAACUAUUCCAAAACCGUCAGCGAGCAUGUUCCAAACCAUGUCUACAACGAGGACUGUCUCAGGCUCAACAUCUGGACACCUGUUCCAGACCCUCAAGUUCCCGAUCCAAAAUGGCCAGUAAUGGUCUGGUUCCAUGGCGGAUGGUUCCAAGUCGGCGACCCAAGCCAGGAAGAGAGCAUGGAUCCCACCGAGCUUAUAUCCACCGGUAAUCUGCAAGCCGUGUUUGUCGCGGUAGGGUAUCGUCUCAAUGUCUUUGGCUUUCUAGCCGGCAGUGCCCUCAGCGACGAAUCCGCCGGGCAGGCUGUGGGCAACUACGGCCUCUGGGACCAGCGCCUCGCCAUGGACUGGGUAUACGAAAACAUCUCCGCUUUUGGAGGCGAUCCAGAGAACAUUGUUCUCGCAGGACGCAGUGCUGGAGCGUAUUCGGUGCUUGCCCAGACGCUCUACGACUUCAGAGGCAAGGAGUCUCACGGGCGCUUUCGACGACUGAUCAUGUACUCCAACGCCAUCCCCACGCAGCCUAAAUUUCCAGAGGACUGCGAAGCGCAGUUCGAUGAGCUUUGCGCGUACUUUGGCGUUCCCGGCGAGCUGAGCGGCCCUAAAAAGAUGCGCAUGCUGCGGGAAAUCAGCGCGGAGGAGCUCUGUUCUGGUAUCAUGGAGUUGAAGCAUCACACCUUCCGUCCCGUCACGGACGGUGUCUUCAUCCAUCCCGGCAUAUUUGACUACUAUAGGGAUGGGCGCUUCGCCGCCGAAUUCAAGAAGCGCAGCCUCAAACUCUUCAUUGGAGAGGUGAAGGACGAAGACACACUGUACGCUGUUACGAACCCACCAGAUGCCAAUCUUGAUUCACUGCAGCUUCAAGUUUCCAACUAUUACUCCUCGGCAACGACAAAACGUCUGCUGGAGCACUAUGACUUGCCCCAGUCGACAGAUCAGCACCACUGGCGAGGAACAUUCGGGCGCAUCAUCGCCGAUGGUCAGGUCAGAGCUCCUUCUCGGUAUUUAGUUAAUAAUCUGCUACAGAAUGGUGUUGAGAUGAACAGCGUAUGGCGCUAUCUCAUCUCAUAUCGCCUGUCAUUCAUCACUACCGACGUUGCUCCGGCUGCAUUUGGAGUUAGCCAUGCGAUGGACAGGCCGAUCUGGAACUACUCCAUUACACAUGAGCCGAUUGAGACAGAACUACACCUCAUGAAUAACUGGAUUCGGGACUUGCGGGCUUUUGUUCAUGAUGAAGAAGGGAUUAUGGAGGAUAAACGUUGGGGUGAGUUGCUGCAGGUCAUGGAGAUCUUCUCAGGCUAG